AGUCUGCUCUGCAUUCAUUUUUGAGAGUCUCUACGACUCAGAGCAGAGCUGUUCAUGUCGAGCUUUUUUGUUUAUUUGUUAAUUUAGUUUCCUCCCUUUGUUUUGCUCCUUUUGUUAAACAGUGCACCUUACGUUUUUUUUUUUUUUUAAUUAUUAUUAUUUUAAUUUCUGUAUAUAGCCUACACCAGGAUGGAACUGAAUUCUCUUCUUCUUCUUCUUGAGGCAGCAGAGUAUUUGGAAAGAAGAGACAGAGAAGCUGAACACGGUUACGCGUCUGUUUUACCCUUCGACAAUGACUUUUCCGGAAAGAAAACGAAAUCCUCUUCCAUUUCCAGAAAAGCCAACAACAACAGGUCAUCACACAAUGAGCUGGAAAAACACAGACGUGCCAAACUUCGCUUGUACCUGGAGCAGCUGAAACGGCUCGUGCCUUUGGGUCCUGAUAGCUCCCGUCACACCACACUGAGCCUGCUCAAACGAGCCAAAAUGCACAUCAAGAAGCUGGAGGAACAGGACAGGAAGGCUCUGAACACGAAGGAGCAGCUGCAGAGAGAACACCGCUACCUCAAACGGCGUCUGGAGCAGCUCUCUGUGCAGGGCUUGGAGCGCGUUCGCACUGACAGCAUGGGCUCCACCAUCUACACCGACUCUGAGCAAGAAGUGGACGUGGACAUCGAGGGGAUGGAGUUCACAGCAGGUGAAGGUGAGAGUGUGCACAGUGUUAGUGAUGGAGAAGACCACUACAGCCUGCAGAGCAGCUCGAGCGAUGGAGGACACCAUCCACACGCCUGCAGACUACAGGCUCACAUCUGCUAGAGCAGUGUCACCUCCCCAUCAUACACAUCAGCUGUCCUCACAGCUGGCAGGAUGCACCUGGCUGAUUUACACUCCUCGGGAAACUCGCAACUCUUGCUACGCUUUAUAUCAAACGCUCCCCAACACCACAAAUACACAGACAAGCAGUAUGUGGUUUAGAAAGAACAUGUGGUGUGGUAAUGCAGUUUUAACUCGUCUCUUCUGAUGUCAGACAGCCUCUUAACUCCAAG
Molecule: messenger RNA, 1046 nt
Organism: Carassius carassius (crucian carp)
Lineage: Eukaryota; Metazoa; Chordata; Actinopteri; Cypriniformes; Cyprinidae
Product: max dimerization protein 4-like
Exons: 6
Coding region: 190-816 (208 amino acids)
Biological process (GO): regulation of transcription by RNA polymerase II
Molecular function (GO): RNA polymerase II cis-regulatory region sequence-specific DNA binding; DNA-binding transcription factor activity, RNA polymerase II-specific; protein dimerization activity
Source: RefSeq, a predicted model, not a curated record